This is a messenger RNA of Carya illinoinensis, 489 nucleotides long. Its product is annotated as cytochrome P450 93A3-like. The record is from RefSeq and is a predicted model, not a curated record. The transcript has a single exon. The coding region runs from base 1 to 489 and encodes 162 amino acids. NCBI's taxonomy places the organism in Eukaryota, Viridiplantae, Streptophyta, Magnoliopsida, Fagales, Juglandaceae. Gene Ontology annotation, molecular function: iron ion binding; heme binding; oxidoreductase activity, acting on paired donors, with incorporation or reduction of molecular oxygen.
AUGGGAUGGUGGAGGUCCUAUACAUGUGAAGAGAGAUUUUAUAGCUCAUCUCUCACUAUUUUGAUCGGUAUAUUUGUGAUGUUAUGUUUGGUCAUCAAGAAACAAAGAAAGGCUACAGCAACUCCAUUGCCACCAGGUCCCUAUGGCUUGCCAAUAGUCGGGUACCUUCCGUUUGUAGGUACAGAACUUCAUACAAAAUUUGAGCAACUGUGUGGGAUCUAUGGCCCCAUUUAUAAGAUUUGGCUUGCAAAUAAAUUGUGCAUUUUUAUCAGCUCACCCUCGCUAGUUAAAGAAGUUGUUCGUGACCAAGACGCAAUAUUUUCCAAUCGUGAUGCUAACAUAGUUGCACGUACUCUCACAUAUGGUGGAGUUGAUGUUGCUUUUUCCCCGAAUGGUCCUGACUGGAAGAUGUUGCGGAAGAUAUUUGUGAGAGAGAUGUUAAGUCCAGCAAAUCUUGAUUGUAACUACGCUUUAGGAGAGAAGAGGUAA